Ceratitis capitata (Mediterranean fruit fly) is the source of this 1173-nucleotide messenger RNA. RefSeq lists its product as uncharacterized. The transcript is spliced from 5 exons. The record is from RefSeq and is a predicted model, not a curated record. The coding region runs from base 1 to 1173 and encodes 390 amino acids. Gene Ontology annotation, cellular component: plasma membrane. NCBI's taxonomy places the organism in Eukaryota, Metazoa, Arthropoda, Insecta, Diptera, Tephritidae.
AUGCUUCUGUUGGCUUUUUGGCGUACUUCCGUUAUAAUUUUCAGCUGCUCGGAGUAUAUUGAGAUAUUCCCGUUCCUACGGGAGCCCGUCAUUGAGAACUCGACUAAGCCGGAUUAUGUUAUUUGCAAUCGGACCACUGUCACAGCGACCAGUGUGUCGGCAUUAACAGUAACAGCUACUCGUACAGCGUCAGUAGCAACUUCGUUAGCUACUGAUAGUUUUACAACAACAAAACCAAUGAAAACAACAUCACUCACAAAUGAGGCAGUGGUCAAUGAGAAAUCGAAUUCCGUUAAGGUUAGCACUGCAUCGUCUAUGGCUACACCGGCAGCGAGUAUCAAGAAAGCAAUGAUAGCAAAGAGUAGCGCUGCCAACCAUUCUCAUUUAACGGUUUUUACUACAAAUAAUUCUGCUGCCGACGUUGCUGUCGGUGAUUUACGUAGCAGCGAUGAGUUUAUUUAUAGUGCAGGCAAAAUUUUCGGCAUUCGUAUACGUUUCAAACAGCAGCACCAGCAGCAGCAACAACAACAACAGCAUCAAGGGGAUGUCCUCAAUUGGCCGCUCAACAUAACCGGAGAAUAUCGAUUCCUGAAGAAAGAAUAUUUUCAAAAUGACGGACGUCUAAUACCCGGAUCAUAUUGUGACUACUACUUUUUUGCUGAUGCCAAUGCCAAGCCGCAAACCUUUGAAAUCUGGCAGUAUUUCCAUUCACCACGCUUUCCAGCUAAAUAUCCAGCGCACAUUAAAUGUGCCUACAAAUUUAUUGGCAGACCAGAAAGUCGAGUGGAAAUAGUUUUUGAAGAGCUGCAGUUACCAAAAGAGAAGAACAGUUGCAGCAUGGACAAAUUAACAAUUUUCGAUUCAGAAUCGGCCAAUAUGAAUGCAGUAAUUGAUGUAAUUUGUGAUGCGCUGCCAACACGACGCAUAAUUAGUUCCGGCCCUGAUUUGCUAAUUGAAUUUAAUGCCAGUUCUAAUAUUACAGCUAAAGGAUUUCGCGGCAAAUUCAAAUUUAUACAUAAUGAAAUUGAAAAUCCAUUAGUGCCAGCAAUCCCGAAUGAUAUGACAACAGAGAAAAUAAUCGCUUUGGAAAGAAUUGGCUUAAUGAAAGCGACGCAACGUGCUGUACUUACUGUUGAAGAAUGGGCAAAAUUUUUCAAAGAUAAUGGUAAGUAA